Mesocricetus auratus (golden hamster) is the source of this 3967-nucleotide messenger RNA. It is a transcript of the gene CUNH5orf34, whose product is annotated as chromosome unknown C5orf34 homolog. NCBI's taxonomy places the organism in Eukaryota, Metazoa, Chordata, Mammalia, Rodentia, Cricetidae. The transcript has 13 exons. The record is from RefSeq and is a predicted model, not a curated record. The coding region runs from base 1842 to 3758 and encodes 638 amino acids.
UUUCCGGAGGCCGCCCUUUCUUGAUGCGGGAGGUUCAAACUGCUACCUCCCUGUUUUGUUUUGUUUCCUUUUGCUCCUCCGGCUCGCCGCUGCUUCCCCAGCUGCCAGGACUUGAGCGGGCGCCUCAGUCGAAACACUUCUUGUGUCCAUGUUCUUCCGCAGAUGAGAUUAUUUUCUUUCAUCGAGAAAUAACACUCGGUAGUUACUGAUUCCUGAAGUAACCCUGGAGAAGCAGUCACGGACGGUAUGGUCUGCCAUUUGGACAAAAUAGAGGUCGGCCAGAGGCCUUGAUUGCUCUUCUCUCGAUGUGGAAAACAGCUUCACAGCCUAGAACUACCCUGUGAGUGUCAGAAUUGGCCGUAGUCUGCAUGAGGGCGUGUACCCGCCCGUCUCUUCCCCGGGUAACCAGACACUGUAUUUUGAAAAGCGAGGUUUUAAUAUGCAGAACAGACGAGGUUUUCCAGUUCGUUAUACCAGACAUGAUGUGAUGAAUAGUGAGAAUGCAAACAGGAGUAAAACAAUGCAGAGGAGGUCACAAAGAUGGAUUGGUACCAGAUUCUGGUGUCCUGUGGUAGCACCAAGAAUUUUAAACACUACACUCUCCUGUGUAUGCUUGAUUAUUUAAAUAAUAACAAGUGAAGUUGUUAUAUGGGAGAUGCAAAGGCGGUGAUCCCAUUUCACAGUCUGGUAUCAGAAAAUACAAACUCUUUCAAUAAUGUGUCAACACCUAUUUUCUCUUAAAAUACCAGGUAAAGUAUGUACAGGUGUGUGUGUGUGUGUGUGCACAUAUUGACAUAGUAUUUGUUUAUUGACAUUUAACAAGUUUGUAAACAGGUGAUAUACAGCAGUUAGUUUGGUCUAAUUUGUGGGAAUUUAACUGACAGGAAUAUAGAGAUACAUUGGAGAGAGAAGAAACAGGAGAAUGAGCUUAGUUAUAAGAAUUGAGAGGUGAGCUUCCAACAAAAGGAGGUAAAGGAUCAAAUUCAAGCAAGAUUUUGAAAAAUCAGGAGCAAGCUAGUUACAGGAAGAAAGCAUUGAGAAAUAAGAUGUAUCAUUAACUCAUAUUGCAUACUCAAAUGUAAGAAAAAUGUAAAUGUUCACUUUCUCAUUAUUUGAUGAAAGUAUAUUUGCCUAACAUUCUUUGCCUAAUACUUUUAGGUCCCAGUGAUACAUUUGUGAAUAAGACAGGUGAGGUCCGUUCUGUUUUUCUAUUCUAGUGGGAGAAAAUAAAGGCAAAUAAUUUUAAUAAAAAGUAAUUCAAGAUGUGAGGAUGGAUUGAAGACACUAAAUUAACUGCUUCUUUAUGCCAGACUGGAGACCAGUAAAUUGUUGCAUUUGUAUUUCUUCAAUGGUCUUUUUCCUUAGAGUCAAUUGUUGCUUUCGGCCAGUCUUUCGCAGGUGUUAAAACUGAUUUUCUGCAUUAUUUAAUUUUUAUUAUGAUGCGUAAGUGCAGGCAUGCGCAUGCGCGCUCUAACUUUAUUCUAGCUUUCCACGGUGAAUUCCAGGGACACAACUCAGUCCAUCAUGCCGGCCUGCCUGCAUAGCAAGUACCUUCACACACUGAACCAUCAUACCUGCCCAAAUUGCUAUGUUUUUCUUACCAGAUAUAACUGGUUUAUCUGAAAUGAGAUCCUGAGCAUACAAUAUACAAAAAUUAGACUUGAGGAACAGUAAAACCACAAAACUUAGAAGGACAUUUGUGACUUUGUGAACUGUCUUCUCCUUCCAGGCUAUGUUUUAACAGCGGAGUUAGACCUGGGUGUUACUCAAGGCAUUUUGUUAAGGAAGUUCUUUUUAGAUCACCGAGUCUGUGCUGAAGUGUGGCACGCCCAGACGCAGCCAUGGCAGCUGAAGUGCGCAUGGUUCUUUAUGACGAUGACUCGGUGCAGGUGCAGUAUGCCGAUGGCUCCACACUGCAGCUCUCGCCCUGCGGCUCUGAAUUCCUGUUUGAAAGGGCACCUCCUCCUUCAACACACCCCCUAGCACAGCCAGAGAGGAUUCGCCAACGGACACACUUUGUCAUCAGCACCUGCCGAGAGCAACUACGGCGAGCCCUUGAUUUUCGAAACUCUUCAGCUACAUGCCCUUUUUUGUCGGAAAGCCUCAUACCUCCUGAAAGAAAAAAGCAUAUCUUCAUUGAUUUCUCAGAAGUAAAAUGGCCUAGUCUUGAUAGAAAUGACAGCAUCACAUAUUCAGAGAGUGGCGCUGUGAAAAUAACAUCACUAGAUGGACGUGCAUACCUUUGCCUGCCCAGAUCUCAGCGUGAAUUUACAGUACAUUUUUUGUGUAAAGUGAGCCAGAAGCCAGAUUCAUGUGUAAUACUAUCCAAAACAAAUAAUCGAGUCCCAAAAGAUAAACUAGUUGGAAAGACCAGCAAAAUCUGCACGUAUGGAAGUGUAUCAGGACAAAGGUUAAAGAAUAAAGAAAACGAACUUUGUUACCAGAUCUUGAAGUCUAAAGAAGCUUCAGCAAGCAUAUGCUGUGUACAUGGAGCUGAGGGGAGAGAGGAGCUGCCUUCCCCAGGUACAAAACAUGGAUGCGUGUACACAUGGGUGAAACAGAGUUGGUCUGUUGCCUCCUGCCCAGAACAGUGGAGAUACCCCCUGUCUUUAGCACUUCGUUUCUACAACCAAGGUAGCAUUGUGUCUGAAACUGAUGCAGAUUAUCCUGCAAGUGGAAAUGUAACUUCUGACACUCCAGAAGAAAGCGGAAAGGAGGUUUCUGUCCUUCCCAAGGCCCUGUUCCUCAGCUGCCCUGCUCCACACAUGCACAGGUGGAACUUCUGUGAUUCACUGUUACAAAGACAGUCUGAUGAAGAAGAGUAUUCCUAUCCUGAGCUUGUGAAGGUGGUGUGGAGUAAGGGUGUUACUUACAGGCUUACCCAUAAAAAUGUAAAUUCGAUAGAGAUUUAUCCUGGAGAUGGAUCGGUUUUCAAGUCAGAAGGAACUUAUUUUGGUAGCUAUUUUACAUAUUAUUCAAGUCAAGAAGAAUCAGAAAAGAGAGAAGAGAAAACUUAUUCCAUAAAUAACCUCCCUCCAGACAGACCUGGGAGCCUCUUCUCUGUACGUUCUGUGAUUAAGCAGGCAACAAGAAUUCUUCAGCAUUGUGCCAAGACAAGGCUUUCACUAAGCCACAACUAUCAUGUCUGCUGCUGGAAAAUGGUAUCUGAAGUAAAUGUUAACAAUACUCUGCCCGUACUUCUGAAGGAAUCACUCAUACCCAAUGUGGGGAGAUUUCUUGCCUACUCUGAUGACAAAGUUCACGCUGUCUUUUUAGAUGGCGUCACUCUAACAUUGAAUUGGGAUUUCAGCUCCUUAGCUGAAAAAGGACAAGUAAAUGAAGGUCUCAGCUUGGGUUGGUGCAGAUUAACAUUUCCUGAGGGACAGGAUCAGUUAAUUCAAACUGAGCGUCCUGGAGCAUACAACAGAUAUGUGACAGCAGUAACGUCAUGGUGCAGAAGACUGACCCAGACUAGUUCAAGACAGGUGCCCAAACAUCUGUCACCUGUUCACAAAGAAAAUUGGUCUGUUGCUUCUGAGCUUGAGAAAAUACAGAAAUUUAACUGGCUCCUGGAAAACAGUGGUGUCCUCCAUUUGACUUCUAGCAAGAAAAACGAACAGUGUUCUGAUGACUGGACGUCCGGAUCUUCAGAAACCUUGCUAGAAGCAACGAAUAAAGAGAGUGUAUCGGUAGCAUUGAAAAGAACUUCUGAAAUCCUUCAGGAUAUUGACUAUCUCCUGUCAAACUCGAGAAAGUGAAAAACGGAAUUAUUGCAACACUAAAUCUUAAGGAUGUUUCAAAUACUAGUAUGAAAUUGCUAGUAACCCAAGGAAUUCCAAAUGUUACUUCUGUAGAAUGUACAGAACUGAUUUACCUUUGAUUGUAUUUUACCUAACUUGUAAAUGUUAAUGUGUGUGUGUGUGUGUGUGUGUGUACAUUUUUAAAAUAACUAUUUUGAAAUUUUGAA